CCGUGUCGCAAAUCUCAGUUUCGACAGUAAGCUCGAGUAACAGAAAGAAAAUUUAUUACCAAAAUUCGUUUACUGCUCAGUCCGUGCAAUCGUUAUUCAAGUUAGCGUUACUGUUUGGGCAUAAAAUUAGAAAUUUAAAACAAUUUUGAAAAACAUUAAUUUAAAUUUAGUUUAAAAUUCAAUAUUUUUGUGAUACCUGUGCAACCUAUGUAUGAAUGUGCACAUUGCAGCUUAAUAUUUGUCUAGCAUCAUGGACAACGUGGGAUACACGUGCAAUGGAGAUAUGUCGGAAGCAUGUGAGGAUUACAAAGAACCGAAUGGAGUGAGAAAUUGUCAAGAUGAGAGAAAUCAUGUCACGCUUGAAUUUCAUAAGCAAAGCCCUACUGCCCCAUUAGAAAAGGUGGAAUUGGACGUAAACCCAUUGCUUUAUGGGAUGGAUGAUAAACCACCAUGGUACAUGUGCUUAACGUUGGGAUUGCAGCAUUAUUUGGAAAUGAUCGGCGCCACGGUAGCGUGUCCGGUUAUCUUGGCUCCGGCACUUUGCAUGGUGGACGACGACCCCGAUAAGGCCAACCUUAUCUCCACCCUCGUCUUCAUGUCGGGCAUUAUCACCAUUUUGCAAACCACACUGGGAACCCGGCUCCCCAUCGUGCAGGGGGGCUCGGCUUCCUACCUGCUGCCCUCCCUCGCCAUCAUGAACCUCCCCCAGUGGAAAUGCCCAGAAAACAUCGACGGGAUGGGGGACGAAGAGCGGCGCGAGUUGUGGCAAAUUAGAAUGCGCGAAAUUCAAGGCGCCAUCAUUUUCGCGGCCAUGUUCGAAAUGGUUUUCGCCUUUACGGGUGUCAUUGGAUAUCUUACAAAAUUUAUAACGCCACUUACCGUAGCUCCGGCAAUUGGGAUGAUUGGAUUGUCAUUUUUUAAACAUGUGACCGUACAAAUUGAGAAAAAUCCUGGUGUAGGAUUUUCAAUGUUGGGGCUGUUGAUAUUGUUUUCGCAACAUUUGAAAGAAAUCAAGGUGUGGUUACCGUUCGGGAAAAGGGAUGCAAAAGGGAGGCGCAAAAAGUUUCCAUUGUUCCAAAUAUAUCCGGUCCUCCUCGCGCUAAUUCUUGUUUGGGGUGUAACCGCAAUUCUCACCGUGAGCGACGUCCUACCCAAGGGGGACCCUGCGAGGACGGAUUUCAAAAUCAAAAUCCUGCAUCAAGCCCCCUGGUUUAGGAUUCCGUACCCAUUUCAAUGGGGCUGGCCGACGGUGUCCAUUGGUGCCGUGAUUGGAGUUCUUUGUGGCGUGAUGACUUCCACAAUUGAGUCCAUCGGAGAUUAUUAUGCAUGCGCGAUUGUUGCGAAAACUUCCGUUCCUCCCGCACAUGCGAUCAAUCGUGGCAUUUUCAUGGAAGGUUUAGGCUGUGUUUUGAGCGGAUUUUGGGGCUCGGGGAAUGGAUCGACCUCCUACGCCAUGAAUAUUGGCACCAUCGGGAUUACGAAGGUCGCGUCGCGCCGAGUAAUUGUGACCGCAGGCGCACUCAUGAUUAUUUUCGGGAUGGUGGGAAAAGUGGGGGCGCUCUUUGUGUUAAUUCCUGACCCGAUUUUGGGCGGUUUAUUCGGCUACACGUUUCCCCUCGUGAUCGCCGUCGCGAUUGGAACUUUGUCCGAAGUUUGUUUAGAAUCUAGUAGAAAUAUUUUCAUCGUGGCGUUCUCAAUUUUCGCAGGAUUGACAGUCUCCGAAUGGGCGCAAGCUAAUGCGACCGCAAUUCAGACCGGGUCAGCCGAGAUGGACAGUAUAUUCCAGAUUUUGUUAAGCACUGGAAUGUUUGUUGGAGGUAUUACUGGGUUCAUUUUGGACAACACGGUUCCAGGCACCCAAGCGGAACGUGGCUUAACGAAGCGGAAGUUGGCCGAGCAAGCCGCCAUGAUAAAUAGCGAUCCUACCUACGACAUCCCAUACGUCAUGGGGUAUAUUAACAAGGCAAAAUGGAUGAGGCUACUUCCAAUUUCUCCAACGUAUGAUCCCACCAGAUUGUCUAGUAUUUGCGGAAGGAUACUUAGAAAGCGGGACGUCACAGGGGAAACGAGGGAAGAAGAAUUAUAGAUAAUUAUGUAAUUCAGUGAAAAAUUGAAGCUCUAAAUAUGUAUUAAAUAUUUGUACGUAUAACUUAGACAAACUUCAUUUUGUUAUAAAACCUGACUUAAUUUCGAGCUUAAAUUCUAUGCACGACAAUGUUGAACGUUGUUAAUACCCACAUACAUAAAUACAUGUAGGUCCUACAUAAAUAACCGCCAAGGUCCCGCAUAAAAAGUCGGACGGUUCCAAGAACCCUCUUAACU
Messenger RNA from Folsomia candida, 2322 nucleotides. RefSeq names its product solute carrier family 23 member 2. Gene Ontology annotation, molecular function: transmembrane transporter activity. Lineage: Eukaryota; Metazoa; Arthropoda; Collembola; Entomobryomorpha; Isotomidae. Gene Ontology annotation, biological process: transmembrane transport. Bases 251 to 2086 code for a protein of 611 amino acids. Gene Ontology annotation, cellular component: membrane. The transcript is spliced from 12 exons. The record is from RefSeq and is a predicted model, not a curated record.